Lates calcarifer (barramundi perch) is the source of this 876-nucleotide messenger RNA. RefSeq names its product NK2 transcription factor related 7 (gene nkx2.7). Gene Ontology annotation, biological process: regulation of transcription by RNA polymerase II; cell differentiation. Lineage: Eukaryota; Metazoa; Chordata; Actinopteri; Centropomidae. The record is from RefSeq and is a predicted model, not a curated record. The coding region runs from base 35 to 832 and encodes 265 amino acids. The transcript has 2 exons. Gene Ontology annotation, cellular component: nucleus. Gene Ontology annotation, molecular function: DNA-binding transcription factor activity, RNA polymerase II-specific; RNA polymerase II cis-regulatory region sequence-specific DNA binding.
AAAAAUAAUUUACAGCCUAAUCAACAGGGUGGGAAUGCAUCCUCCCAGUUCAACUACUUCAACCUCGACGCCUUUUUCUGUCAAGGAUAUUUUGAAGCUGGACUUUGAAAAUGAAUUUCUGAUGACUGACCAGGUUGUUCCGAUGCACCACCAUCAGCACGUGCACGCUGCGUCCCGGAACAGGGACUUUUAUGACUGUCCGCCAGACGUGUCCCCGUGCGUCUCUGGGAAGCUCCACUCGCUUAACUCAGCAGCAGAGGAGGAGAUAAAUGAGCAGGAGAUGAGCGGUCUUGACAGUUCACCCGACUGCGACAAAACCGCAAAAGGCAGACCCAGGCUGCGCAGGAAGCCCCGGGUCCUCUUCUCCCAGUCCCAGGUGUCCGAGCUGGAGAGGCGCUUCAGGCAGCAGCGCUACCUGUCCGCCCCGGAGAGAGAGCACCUGGCCCACAUCCUCAAACUCACCUCCACCCAGGUCAAAAUCUGGUUUCAGAACAGGAGGUACAAAUGUAAGCGUCAAAGGCAGGACAAGUCUCUGGAGCUGGCGGGUUACCCACUUACCCCGAGGAGGGUGGCGGUACCGGUGCUGGUGCGGGACGGGAAGCUGUGCAGCACAGGUUCACACUCAACACCUUAUAAUGUUACUCUUGGACAGUAUAACCCCGUGUUUGGGUACGGAAACAGCGGCGUGUAUGGCUGCAGUUAUCAUCACACUGUUUCUCCAUCAGCAGCACAGAUGUCCAAUAACCAGCUGCUUGAUUUAACAGGUAGCAGUGAGGGGCCCUUCAACCACGGACACUUUGAGGCUUCAGUUCAGGGUGUAAGAGGCUGGUGAUUAAAGCAAUAUAAAUAGUCUGUGUAGUAGAGAACUAUCAAAUA